Messenger RNA from Acanthochromis polyacanthus (spiny chromis), 597 nucleotides. RefSeq names its product lymphokine-activated killer T-cell-originated protein kinase homolog. Gene Ontology annotation, molecular function: ATP binding; protein kinase activity. The coding region runs from base 21 to 470 and encodes 149 amino acids. Lineage: Eukaryota; Metazoa; Chordata; Actinopteri; Pomacentridae. The transcript is spliced from 4 exons. Gene Ontology annotation, biological process: protein phosphorylation. The record is from RefSeq and is a predicted model, not a curated record.
UUGAUCAAUUUCAUCCUAGGAUGGAAAAGCUGAAUGCGUCACCUUGGGCUGUUAAGAAGAUCAACAGUAAAUGUGCAGCCAAACAGGUGGCUGUUUACCAGCAGCGCCUCAAUGAGGAGGCGGAAGUCCUGAAGGGAAUCAAUCACCCAAACAUUGUUGGUUUCCGUGCCUUUGCCACGGCUAAAGACGGCUCCAAAUGUCUGGCCAUGGAGUACGGAGGAGAGCAAUCCCUCAAUGAUGUGAUAGAGAAGAGGAAGGACAGUCUGAAGGCUUUCCCUGCCGCCAACAUAGAGAAAGUGGCGCUGCAUGUGGCCCGCAGCCUGCAGUAUCUGCACAAUGAGAAGAAGCUGCUGCACGGCGACAUGAAGUCAUGCAAUGUGGUCAUCAAAGGCAACUUUGAGACGGUGAAAAUCUGUGACAUCGGUGUUUCUCUGCAGCUGGAUGAGAACAUGAGAGGCUCUGUAGAAUAAUUCAGUCCAGAUUUGAAGAGUCUACGUGUAGCGGUUCUCGACCUGGACCUGGUCUAAUGUGGUCUAUAUGCUGAAAAAACAGUAAAAUGUGCAUUUAUUGCAUUUUCACAAAUAGAAUAAAGUUUUC